This is a messenger RNA of Penicillium maclennaniae, 1110 nucleotides long. RefSeq lists its product as uncharacterized. Bases 1 to 1110 code for a protein of 369 amino acids. The record is from RefSeq and is a predicted model, not a curated record. NCBI's taxonomy places the organism in Eukaryota, Fungi, Ascomycota, Eurotiomycetes, Eurotiales, Aspergillaceae. The transcript is spliced from 2 exons.
AUGGCUGCUGAUCAGAGCCCUGUUGCUCGUCGCUUCCUGCUGGUUAGUGUGCCCAGGACUGCGUCGAACCUUUUGCUCAAGAUUCUCAAUAUCUACAAGCAGCCUGGUGUAUUGACCAACAAGCAAGGCGGGUAUUUCCUCUUCCAGGCAUUCGUUGAAGCGACACGAAAGGGCCAGUUGGCCAAGAAUCCGGGAGACUGGUCCGAUGAAGAAGUCAAAGACGUCCAGGGAGGUUUCCAGGCCUGCAUAGACACCCUGGAGGAGUGGUCUGCGAAAGCCCGCGAUGAAAACAAAGUUCUAUUCGCAAAGGAGCAUGCGUUUUGGCUCGUGAAUCCAGCGUCUUUCCAAGAAGCUGUCACUGGCCAAGACGACCCCGAAUUCUCGAAACAGUUCCGCAUCAAGACCGACGCAUACGGACCCGACCACAGCUUCUCCCCAUCUAACAAGACGAUCUUGUCAAAUGAAUACCUGCGCACGUGGCAAAUGGCCUUUAUCAUCCGUCAUCCGGCACUUGCCUGGCCCUCGAUGUAUCGUGCUAUGCAGAAAGUUGCAGCAGAGGGUUUCAUGGAUGAGGAUGGCAUCAAGGGCUCGUCCGCAACCAAUAUGAGUCUACGCUGGUCUCGCAUGCUCUAUGACUGGUGCAUGGAACAACCCGAUCAGCCUACUCCACCUCCCGUCAUCGAUGCCCACGAUCUGAUACAUAACCCCGAGGUGGUCCUCCGACUCUGCGAGCAGACCGGACUGGAUAAGAGCGUGGUGCAAUUCGAGUGGGAGAAUGAUGCUAAGAAGUCCGACAACUGGGCGAUCGCCAACCCCAAUGCCCAGGCGGAAGAGGUCCAUUUCCAAAACCGAGCUGCGGCUAUCAUGCUGUCGUCUCUCGAGGCAUCCAAAGGUGUCAUCAAGGACAAGGCGCCCGCGAACAUCGAUAUUGCCGCCGAGGCAGCGAAGUGGAAGGUUGAGUUUGGAGAACAGGCUGCACAGAUUAUUGAGAAGGCCGUUCGGGAUUCCAUGCCCGACUACGAGUACCUCAAGUCCAAGCGAAUUCAUUCCCCAGGUAAAAUUGGGAGGGCGAGAUCUGAUGAGACGGACGUGAAUCACACGCCAGAGUAG